AAUAGGACAUAAUUCAUUUGUGGCUAUCCUAUGACCAUCUUCCAAUCGAUUGCCCAAUAAAAUCAAUGAAUCAUCCCAGUGUCAGAAUCAAUCAACCUCGUCCCCAAACUCUUUUCAAAAAGAUCGAGGACUCAGGGAACGAGAUCGAAUUGUGAUCAGCACGUGUAGUACAAAUGUCCAAUGUUGAACUGAAAAGAAUGACAAUUACAUACUAAUUACUAAAAAUUUUAUAUUAUACUGAAUGUUUCAACAUAUUUAUUUAAGGUAAAACUAUUUUUUCAUCCAAACUCCGAUAAUCCAGAAAAACUUUGCCCUCAGUAUUAAAAUCGAAUUUGGGGCCCUAGAUGGAAGUAAAUAACGAUGAAAUUCCUAAUCGAACCGAAGAGAAGAAAACCUAUAAAUGCGAGAGCUGUCCGAAGGUAUACCUCAGAUUUUCCCAUCUAAUUCGUCAUCAAAGAUCACACUCUGGAGAAAGGCCCUUCAAAUGUCAUAUUUGCCAGGUGUCAUUUCGACGUAAUGAACAAGUGGUACUUCAUAUAAAAAGAAAACAUGAAGGAGAGGACCCCUACCUGUGUCUCACGUGUAAUCAAACAUUUUCACAAUCAAGUUACCUAAGGUCUCAUAAAAAGACCCAUAGCAUUGGGAAAAUACACAAGUGUGAAACUUGCCAGCAGAAAUUUCGUACUAAGGGUGACUUAGUAGUUCACACCAGAAAGCAUACAGGUGAAAAACCAUUUCAAUGUGAUAUUUGUGGUGUGGGUUUCAUUAGAAAAAAAUUAUUAGUUCGUCACAAAACAAUUCAUACCAAAUAUAAACCAUACCAGUGUGAUAUAUGCUCCAAGUCAUUUGCACGAAGUGACCAUCUUACAGUACAUAAAUUAACACAUUCUGAACAGCGACCUUUUACCUGUGACAUGUGUGGUAAAUGUUACAAGGAUUCUGCCUAUUUAAUAUCCCACAGAAAGACACAUGCUGGAAUAAAACCAUACAGUUGUGAGAUCUGCCAUAAACAGUUUGCUUCUAAUAAAGUGCUGCAAGCUCAUGUUAGAAGUCAGCACACAGGAGAAAGACCAUUCAAAUGUGACAUUUGUGAGAAAGCAUUUUGCAGAAGACAAACUAUGGUACGUCACAAGAGGUCACACACAGGUGAGAAGAAUCACCAGUGUGAGUCUUGUGGCAAACAAUUUGCAAGGUCAACUUCUCUAAAAUCUCACAAACCAACUGAUCCUAAUGGAAAACACUAUGAGUGUGAUAUGUGUUUAAAUGUUUUUAUGACAAAGGCCUGUUUGCUGCAUCACAAGAAAGAGCACAAAUUUAAAGAGUUGACAAAUGAUGUGUUGUUUCACAAAAAUUUUCAUAUGCCAGAUACAGAUGAAAACAAUGUAAAGAGAAAUUUCUGCAAAGUUGAAGAAUGCCAGCAAGUUGCCAAAAGUCACCAUCUAGACAAGACAGAUAGUCUACAGGAAUUGCCAGACUUUGAAUCUAGCAGUGACACACCAUAUAAAUGUGAAGCUUGUAACACCAGGUUUAUAUCUUCAGAGAAUAUGGGAACUCACAGAUGCACUGGAGCAAAAGCUGAGCCAGACCCACAUUCGCAUAUUCACAGAAUAUCAAUGUCCAAUAUUGGAUAUAUAUGUUUUCAUUGUUCUGCUACAUUUGAUUUGCCCUCUGAUUUGGAGAGCCACAUAGAAGUGUUUCAUUUACAAUGAUGUCUAAAUUGGGAAACUAUGACUUGUGACAUCAGAUACUUUACAAGACUGCAGUUUUAUUGAGUUGUCAAAUUGUUAUGAUUUUCAUAUUCUAUUAAUAAAAUUUUUAGGUGUGUGCAUAAUAUUAAUUCCCGAACCCUACUCUUGUAACCGGUAUUGUCGGUUUUUUUUAGAAACGAAGAGGCAGGGGUGGAUGCAGCACUAGUGCAC
Dendronephthya gigantea is the source of this 1919-nucleotide messenger RNA. RefSeq names its product zinc finger protein 501-like. Bases 345 to 1709 code for a protein of 454 amino acids. Gene Ontology annotation, biological process: regulation of transcription by RNA polymerase II. The transcript has a single exon. The record is from RefSeq and is a predicted model, not a curated record. NCBI's taxonomy places the organism in Eukaryota, Metazoa, Cnidaria, Anthozoa, Malacalcyonacea, Nephtheidae. Gene Ontology annotation, molecular function: DNA-binding transcription activator activity, RNA polymerase II-specific; RNA polymerase II cis-regulatory region sequence-specific DNA binding. Gene Ontology annotation, cellular component: nucleus.